Molecule: messenger RNA, 3520 nt
Organism: Poecilia reticulata (guppy)
Lineage: Eukaryota; Metazoa; Chordata; Actinopteri; Cyprinodontiformes; Poeciliidae
Gene: sema4ab
Product: sema domain, immunoglobulin domain (Ig), transmembrane domain (TM) and short cytoplasmic domain, (semaphorin) 4Ab
Biological process (GO): axon guidance; negative chemotaxis; positive regulation of cell migration
Cellular component (GO): plasma membrane
Molecular function (GO): chemorepellent activity; semaphorin receptor binding
Source: RefSeq, a predicted model, not a curated record
CGAUCGCCCUGCUGCCACAUAGAAGAUGGCGGACGCUUUUACGUACGACUCAGCGCUCCAUGAGGGGUCUACGUAUUGAUGUCUAUGUUUAUAGCAGCGGUCUUGAUGCCGCCCUCCUGCAGCACGUUCUCAACAACUUCCGGUUUUCCAGCUGCUAUCGUAGCUUUCAGCAAUUGCAGAUGCUUUGUGCUCACCGUCGGCAGUUUCGGGCAGAUUGAUCAGUAAAACCGCUCUGCGGUUUGCUUAAAGUGGAUGGCUGCAGGUCUACCUCAAAGGAUCAGCCAGACAACAGCGGUCACAUGAGAAAGAAAGGAAGGCUGCGAUGGAGAAGAGCCACAGUCUGAAGAUGGUUUGCGGUUCCAGUAUAGCUACAAUUCCUCCCUGCUGAGACUGAGGGUGUGAUGGUCAUCUAAUCCAGUUCUCGCCUUCUGACUGUCCACGUCAUCAGAGCCAAUGGACAGUCACUGCCUGCUGCAUCUCACCGUAACCCUGCUGGUUCUGCUUAACCCAUGUCUGGCCAGGCUGACUCCCAGAGUCUCCUUCCCAAUGGGUAGCCCUGGGAGACGUCUCACCUGCUUCAGCAACCAUGACCUCAGUAACACCACAACCCUUCUUCUCAGUGAGGAUGGAGAAAAGCUGUAUGUAGGAGCACGUGAUGCUGUGUUAGUGCUGGAUGUUGGUCAUAAAGACACUGUUCUCCUGAGGAGCAAGCUGGACUGGAGCCCUUCUGAAAAAGACCUAGAAGAGUGUUCCAUGAAGGGCAAGAAAAUGGCGGACUGUCCCAAUUUCAUCCGAGUUCUGCAGUUCUUAAACAGCACUCACAUAUACGUGUGUGGCACAUUUGCCUUUAGUCCACGCUGCGCAUAUAUCAACUCAGAGACUCUCACAAUGAGCCUCAACACUGAUGAAGGGAGAAGUCGCUGCCCUUAUGACCCCUACCAGCGCAACACUGCUAUCAUUGUGGGCGGAGAGCUUUACACUGGCACUGUGGCAGACUACAGAGGGAACCGACCAGUCAUCUCCCGACACCUCAGUGAGGGCAGCCGGGUGGACCUUAAGUUGGAUGACACAUUAGGAUGGCUGGAGGAUCCAACCUUCAUCAGCUCCAAGUUCAUUCCACAUGAGGAGAAAAUCUACUUUUUCUUCAGUGAAGUGGGCAGAGAGUAUAACUUCGUAGACAAGUUCAUUGUCUCUCGUGUUUCUCAGAUCUGCAUGAGUGAUGUCGGAGGUCAGCGCACUCUGCAGAGACGAUGGACCACGUUUGCCAAAGCUCAGCUGUUGUGCCAAGAUGGCAGCGAGCUCCCUUACAAUGUGAUCCAGGAUAUUGACGUGCUUCCACCGGCAGAAGGCGCUUCAGUGGAUGACAUACUGUUUUACGGCAUCUUCACCUCUCAGUGGGCUGUGAACUCUGGAAGAUCAGCGGUGUGUUCCUUCACUCUGACUGAGAUCAAAUCCAUUUUCUCCGGGAACUACAAAGUCCUGAACAGAGACACGUUACAGUGGAGUGCACGAGUCCAAGAGAAGGUGGCAAACCCAGGAGAGUGUGGCCUGCACAAUGCCUCAGAUAACGCUCUGCGCUUUGUCAAAGAAAACUUCCUGGCAGAGGACAGUGUGCGUCCAGCUGGAAGACGCCUGACCUUGGUGUCUCGCGAGCACAUCUACAGCCACCUGACUGUUCAGAGAGUCCAGGCUGCCAAUAAAAAGCUCUACACUGUCCUGUUUCUGCUGACAGAGUCUGGUCACUUACACAAAGCAGUGCUGCUCCAACAGGGGCCCUACAUCAUAGAGGAGAUUCAGGUUUUUAAACCUCCUCAGCCAAUCAGGAGCCUGACGCUGUCUAUCCCAAAGGGUAUGCUAUAUGUUGGAACAUCAGAGGGGGUGGUGAGGAUUCCAACUGCUAACUGCUCCUACUACUGGACCUGUGCCCAGUGUGUUCUUUCCCGGGAUCCUUUCUGUGGUUGGGAUGCAGCCAGCAGGGCCUGUGUGGAGGUCUCCAUCACCCAGACCGCGCUGAGCCAGGACACAGAUGGAGGAAAUGUUGAAGAAGCCUGUAACAGUGUUUCAUUAACACAGAGAACCAAAUUUGGACCAAGUAAGAUGCCCACAGUCUCGUGUCCUGCAGGUGAGCUGGUCUCCGUGUCUCUGAACGACGUGGUGCGGCUACACUGUCCUGCAGCGUCACAGCUGUCCCACCAGCUGUGGGAGCGUCCAAACAGCCGCCUGUCCUCAGACCUCUACCUCCACCUGCAGGAUGGGAGCCUCAGCUUUGUGGCCACUCCAGCCACUCUGGGCCACUACCUCUGUCUGUCCACAGAGAACGGCUACCGACAGACCAUGGCCAUUUAUCACGUCAAGCAGAAGAGCAGUCCCGUGGGACAGACUCCAACCAGCUACACCCGGAGCCACACACGAGCCCAGCCCACUAGGGAAGGGCCUAAAGCAACAGAAUCCAGACCAGCAGCGACGAAACCCUCACUGGCCAUCAGGAACACUCCAAUCACCACCAGGCAGCUUGAUAGAAAUUUAACUUUGUGGAUGAAAGAAUAUGAAAAUCUGGAAACAAAAUUCCAUGAUGGGAACCCUCUGCUGUCAGCCUGCUGCCCCAGCUACCUGAACGAGCUGGUGGUGGUGUCCAUUCUGCUGGUGGUGUGCCUCAGUCUGCUCAUCACAGUCACUCUGUAUGUUCUCAGACAGCAAUGGCGGAGACAGACUGCACCUGGAAUGGGAACUCCAAGCAGGAGCUCUGACCGGAGGACCCCUGAGGAGCAGGAGUCCUUGAGGGAGAAUGAGUGUGGGAGCAAAGCCAAUGGUCAGGCGUCCUCUGGUGGACACGCCAGUGGCUUGGUUUGUAACAGGAACCUUACAGACUCUACCCAGAAUUUGCCAAACACUCCCUUCUGAGCAGCAGCCUAAGAGCCUUUUGAGCUGCUACAGAGCAGAGCACCAUGGAGGGGGAACGUUGCAGUAGCAGGGUUCAUUUGGUGAGCGCUGCACAGGAACAGUUCAGGGCCAAGUUAGACUUCCUGAAUGUUCUGCAGCCUGAGUACUGCACAAGUGGCUGCUCCACUUGUGUUUUUUAAAGGGAACUUGAUCUUUUCCAAUACAAAUUAAUGAUAGUUGGAUCUAACAAACAAAGCAGAGCUUAGUCUUUAAACCACAUCUGAGAUCUGACUGUUAGCUCAAGUCUAAUGAACGUAUAGAACUGUUUUAUGAAUUAUUAGCAGUUCAACUGUGGUCAGUAGCCAAAACCCACCUGUCCAGUUAGAAUGCUGUUGAGGUAACAGGGAUGUGAUGUUAGAUGGAGCUGUUGGGAUCAGAUGGUGUUCCGCACCUCACUGAUGUGCCUUGAAUGCAUUUUUAAAGAUGUUCUGGUGGAGUUCUUCUUAUUACUUUAUCUGAUUUUCUUUUCAUCACAUCCUGAACUUUUUUUUUAUCUCAUUGAUAUUCCUUAACUCUGAUGACACUGUGCUGUCACUGCACAUGUUUACCUGCUCAUCAAUAAACCAGCUGCUCUGUCAAA